Molecule: messenger RNA, 878 nt
Organism: Drosophila willistoni
Lineage: Eukaryota; Metazoa; Arthropoda; Insecta; Diptera; Drosophilidae
Gene: Uqcc1
Product: ubiquinol-cytochrome-c reductase complex assembly factor 1
Exons: 4
Coding region: 46-819 (257 amino acids)
Biological process (GO): mitochondrial respiratory chain complex III assembly
Cellular component (GO): mitochondrion
Source: RefSeq, a predicted model, not a curated record
UUUUUGUAACAAAUAUUAAAAAGUGAAUUAAAUUAUUACAAAAGAAUGCUGUGUACGCGCGCAGUUAGCAGGCUAGCCAGCGGCAUUGGAAGAACUCAAUGGGCAGCACAAUACACAUACAAAACGGCGGCUGUUGGAUUCCUGCUUCAGAAUCAAAGUUAUACCUCCUCCUCCGCACCUACAGGAGUUGUAGACAGCGCCGAUAAGAGCAAAUCCUCAGCCACAGAUGGAGGAAUUCUCAAGAGGGUUCUAAACAAAGUGGGUUUUGCACCCAACACAAAAGCUCGCCUUAAAGUGGCUAGUCAUCUGCUGUACGAGAGUGUGGCUGAUAAAAUCAACUAUGUUGCCUUUUUUCGCGAUUUCAAUCUGCCGAAUACAUUCAACUCCUGGUUUCUGGUCACCGAAUUGCAUGUGUGGUUGCUCUUAAUGCGCUCAAUGGCUGAAGGUUCAGAGACAGGCGAAGACGGACGCUUUUUGCGCAACUGCAUCGUGGAGGCCAUGUGGGGAGAUGUAAAUACGCGUGCCAAGAAAUUGGGUGCCAACAAUCCUUCCCGCACUAGGCAACAGAUCGAGACUUUAUCAGAACAAUUUCAAGCUGCUCUCAUUGCCUACGAUGAGGGCAUUAUGUCCGAUGAUCGUGUCCUAGCCUGCGCCCUUUGGCGUCGCUUCUUUGAGAUGAACUGCACUGAUUAUACCCAGAUCGAACGCCUGGUCAAAUAUGUACGCAAACAGGCCCUCAUGUUAGAUAGCUUAACGCGAGAUCAGUUCAUAACCAAGCCAAAGGUGGCCUGGCAUGAUCUAGACAAAUGCAAGAUUUAAAAGUAGGUUAUGUAGUUGGUUUUUUUUUCAAUUAAAAAAAAGUGAGUCUAAAAAUUAAA